This is a messenger RNA of Branchiostoma belcheri (Belcher's lancelet), 1352 nucleotides long. Its product is annotated as PIH1 domain-containing protein 1-like. Gene Ontology annotation, cellular component: cytoplasm; ribonucleoprotein complex; R2TP complex. Lineage: Eukaryota; Metazoa; Chordata; Leptocardii; Amphioxiformes; Branchiostomatidae. Bases 28 to 921 code for a protein of 297 amino acids. Gene Ontology annotation, biological process: rRNA processing; box C/D snoRNP assembly. The transcript has 11 exons. The record is from RefSeq and is a predicted model, not a curated record.
UGGUGGAGUCCGUAUAGAAUUGAAAUAAUGGCGGAAAGCGAUUCUAGUUUGCUAAACUUGGACGAUGAAGAUCUCUACAAACGGCUGCUACUGGAGAGUUAUGAGAAGGAAGGUGCAGCAGGACUGGGGGGUCUUCAGCCACAGGAGCCGCUAGGGAGGAGGGUGGUACCUAAACCGGGUUUCUGUGUGAAAACCAAGGCAGAAAAUGAACAGAAAGUUUUCAUCAAUGUCUGCACAGCUGAAGAGGUCCCAGAGCCCAGGGACAUCAAUGAAGAGGAGCUGAGAGAGAUUCUGGAAUCAGAGGAUGCUGGGAAAUAUCGCAUCAGUAUGAGCAUCGGGGAGCCACACACAGAAGUGGACAAAGGUGGAAAAGGCUGCACAGCAUAUGAUGUGAUUGUCAACCCAAAUUUUUAUGACAAGAUGCAGAAACAAGACAUCUUCAAGGCCUUCUUCCUAGUGGUUUGUCUGGAGGGACUGGAACAAAAGUACCAAAUGCUUCUCAGUAGAAACUACACCAUCUUGAAGAAUAGAAGAUGUCUUGGUGCUCUUCAAGAACAGUUCCUCAGGACAAAGUCUAAACCUUUCAUUCAUGAGAUGGAAAGGGAGAAGUCUUCAUCUCUUAUUUCUGAAGUUGAAUCAAAAGAAAGCAGAAUACCAGAGCCAGAGUACACAAUCAUCAAAGAACCAGCGGACGGUUACCCAGAAUUCCUGGUGGCAGAAUUCAAACUACCUGCAGUGAGAUCUGUAAAAUUUUUGACCCUGGAUGUUGGUGAGGACAGAAUAGUCCUUGGUGCACGGCCUGAUCUCUACCAGCUAGACAUCUUUCUACCAUAUAACAUCAACCAGGAGGAGUCAGGGGCACAGUUCAACAAGAAAACUAGGACUUUGACCCUGACAAUGCCAGUACAGCCAGCAAGUUAAAAGUCAUCACUGUGAUAGAAAGGAAAAUAGCUUUUAUACAUGUAAACUUUGUGCUGUGUAUAUUUUUUGCCGUGAAAGUGUUUGUCUAUGAGCAAGCUAAAAUAUGGACAGGAAACUUCAACAAUAAAAACUGAUUAAACUGUGUGCAAGAGUUUUUGCUAUCCAAAGAAAUGGAAUAUUCAAGGUCUAUAAGCGUUACUUUAUUCACACUUUCUCCAGUAUACCAUAUUUCCACAUAACACCAGUAAAAAAGUUAAGAGAAACUCUGAGAAAAGAUAGAUUUGGGUCAAACGUUAAGGUACCAAGAUACAAUUGAAGUCCCCAGUAUUUGUGUUGAAGUUUGCUUUUUUCAUGUGAUGUUGUAGUGUGUUGUAGAUAAAGGCUUGUUAUGACUGCCACCUGGUGAUAGUGGUGAAAACUGCAGUUGUGCC